AUGGUAACGGCCAAACUUAAGGUAAUGAAUAGCAAUAAAUCACCUAUCGACUGUCGUGCGUUGUUAGAUACGUGUUCGACCACUAAUUUUAUAACCGAGAGUUUGGCUACGUCACUUGGACUUCCCAAAAGACAUUUUUCGGCAUCGGUUGGGGCUCUGAAUGCAAUCACUACCACGACCAAACAUAUCAUUACUGCCACUAUACGUUCGCGCAUCAAUAACGAGGAACGAAUCACAUUUUUAACGGUUCCCAGUAUUUCAACUAUGGUGCCAGGUCAGCCACUUGAUAGAAAUAAAAUAAAAAUUCCCGUAAAUUUGAAACUCGCCGAUCCAAAUUUUCACCAACCAGCUCCAAUCGACAUGCUAAUUGGAACCGGGACUACUCUUUCAUUUCUGGGAUCCGCAAAAAGGCGAAUUUCUACCGAAGGUCAAGACGAUUUAUUCCUUCUGCAAACCGCUCUUGGCUGGGUCAUAGGAGGGGGAGCUCCUACAUCUUCACCCCCCCUUUAUGGUUCUUGUCAUCUCAACAAUACAGACUCUCUGGAAUUCGACUUGUCAAAAUUUUGGGAAAUUGAAAACACCACGGAAAAGACCCACUUCAAUGAAGUAGAAGCUACGUGCGAGAAACUUUUCAAAGAUUCCGUGACCAGGGAUACGACAGGACGGUACAUCGUAGCUUUACCCUUCAACGAUAACAUCUCUCGACUCGGAACGUCAAGAUCUCGUGCCUAUAAUCGAUUUAAAUCGUGCGAGAAAAGGUUCUUUUGGGACGCCGACCUUGCUAGACAAUAUAAAGCCGUCAUUCAGGAAUAUAUCGAUCUCGGACAUAUGACGGAAAUCAAUACUUCUAAUCUAUCCGAUCAUGGAUACUAUUUACCGCAUCAUGCAGUAUUUAAGCGGGACAGUCUCACAACAAAAUUGCGCGUUGUAUCCGACGGAUCCGCGACAACCAGCACCGGGGUUUCUUUGAAUGACGCUCUCUACGUGGGCCCCACCAUUCAAGACGACAUUUUUUCACUGCUGUCAAGAUUUCGUCUACAUCAAUUCGUUCUGACGGGCGAUAUCGAGAAAAUGUAUCGACCGGUUCUUGUGCGUCCAGAAGAUCGAAAAUACCAGCGAAUUCUGUGGCGCGAUGAUGACGGCCCCGUGAGAACGUAUGAGCUCAACACGGUAACCUUCGGACUAUCAGCAGCACCCUACCUCGCAAUCAGAUGUCUUCAUCAGUUAGCAGAUGACGAACAACAUCUGUACCCUACUGGAGCUGCCAUCCUGAAAAGAGAUCUAUACGUUGAUGAUCUUCUCACAGGAGCACAAACUCUUCAAGAAGCUCUCACUUUUCGAAGUGAACUUGAAAGUUUAAUGAAACGGGGCGGUUUUAAUCUUCGACAGUGGGCAUCGAACGACCCCACACUACUUCACGGUGUCGCCUCCGAGGACAUCAACAAACGCCUACAACUGGGGGAUUCGACAACGCUGAAGACCUUAGGAAUUGCUUGGGAUUCAGCUGUAGAUAAAAUCAAAUAUUUCGUAAAACCUUCAAAUAUCGGUCAAACCACCAAACGAGUAGUUUUAUCAGAAACCGCCAAAUUAUUCGAUCCAUUGGGCCUCCUAUCUCCCGUCAUCAUUGUUGCUAAGGCAUUCAUCCAAAAACUGUGGACUUCGAAGGUAGAUUGGGACGCUACCUUACCACCAGAUUUACCGAAGGAGUGGCUUCAACUGUACCAGCAGUUACCAGUACUGGAGCAAGUUACAUUCCCACGGGGAGUAUUGAUACCAGGCGCUACGAAUGUCCAACUUCAUGGUUUUUGUGACGCGAGCACAAUGGCUUAUGGAGCCUGCCUAUACCUGAGCUCUGUCGACGCCCAUGGGAAUACUCGGGUGAAUUUACUUUGUUCAAAAUCGCGUGUGGCCCCACUGAAAGAGCAAACCAUACCUCGGCUUGAGCUGUGUGGAGCUCAACUAUUGACAUCGCUCAUGAUAAAUGCCAGAGCUGCCAUCAACUACCCCAUCGAUGAAACAUUUUAUUGGACGGACUCUACAGUGGUUUUGCAUUGGCUAAACACACCUCCGCACAAACUUCAAAAUUGGAGACAUGUGAGAACCCACGACAAUCCGGCUGACCUUGUAUCACGUGGGCAAACAUCGUCUGAAUUCAUCAAACCAUCCCUUUGGCUUCGCGGUCCAUCAUGGCUCCAAGAAAACAAGAGUGGAUGGCCUAAACUGCACCUGGAGUACUCAUCACAAGUACCUGAUCUGAGAAAAACACCAACGUCCCUGGAAACCUGCUUAGUUACGACAACUGAUGCCAAGGCCUCGAACAUGUGGUCAUCAUCAAUUAGCAAAUUGCAACGUAUUAUCACCUAUUGCUUAAGGUUCAAGACUCGUCGCAGAGGUCCAUUGAACCUUGAUGAACUUGAAGCUGCUCUUCAGGCUCUUGUACAUUGGGUACAACUAGAAAACUUUGCAGCAGUCAUUAAAGAACUCCGACAUCCUCACCAUGGUGAACAUAAACCUGCUGCAUUAUCUAAAUUGGUCAAAUUAUCUCCAUUUCUAGAUAAGGAUGGCCUUUUGCGAGUGGGAGGUCGUUUGACUAAUGCUCAUAUUCCGUACUCUCAGCGUCACCCCCUCAUCCUUCCAUGCAAACAUCCAGUAACCGAUCACAUUAUCAGAAACGAGCAUACAGGGUGUAGAUCAGGGAGAGGCGAAAAGUGA
Molecule: messenger RNA, 2712 nt
Organism: Diachasmimorpha longicaudata
Lineage: Eukaryota; Metazoa; Arthropoda; Insecta; Hymenoptera; Braconidae
Exons: 2
Coding region: 1-2712 (903 amino acids)
Source: RefSeq, a predicted model, not a curated record